GAGCCCACAUGCAAUGGAUGACUUACAGAAAAUACAACACAGCCUAACGACGCACGCAUUCAGGCGGUGAGGGUGCUGGACGGGAUGUGGGUGUGGAAAACCUGAGAGAGAAACUGAAGUGGAAGGACGAGUGAGAGAAUAGCACUAUGCAGGUGACAACACAACAGAAACUACACUUUAAAAAACUUCUACCUCUAAUGGAAAUGUGUCUGCUUGUGGUUUUAUCUGCCGAAAACAAUGACGACUGAGAGGAAGGACUGGAAUUUACUCUACAGCUCUAAACAAAUACGGAAAGCUAAAGAGGAAACUAUACGUUUGUAGUUCCUACAACACUUAGUUUGACACCUCAGCGGUCUCACAUAGGUGGCCAGGAUGACGACAAACUACACGGACAUUAGUCCCUGUAAUCCAGAUGACAGGCUCUGUAUAACACGAGAAUAUCAGCUUGGAGUGAUUGUCGUCCCUGCGUUGUUGGUCUCGCUCACCGUGCUCAUAUUAUUCAUAAUUUUUAUAUUACUGUGCUGUAAUCAGAGAGAGCGGACACGAGUCAGAACUCCUACUCAAUACCACACUCACCAGCACACCACAAACGAGACACACACACAGCGAAACCAUAACCACAACAACAACCGUCACCCCCACCACAGACAUCACCUACAGGGAAUAGAUGCACCCCCAGGGAUUGACCCUCUUGAACACGAAGAAGUGCCAAUGAGAGUUCAAAACACACAUCACCAUCUGAAGCCACAACAUGAAUCCCCGGAGAGGCAUGGGACUGCAGCACCACAUAGAACUAGAGACAGACAUGCAACUGCAACAAGACAUCGCUCUCCAGAGAGACAUGCGACAAGACAUCGCUCUCCAGAGAGACAUGCGACAAGACAUCGCUCUCCAGAGAGACAUGCGACAAGACAUCGCUCUCCAGAGAGACAUGCGACAAGACAUCGCUCUCCAGAGAGACAUGCGACAAGACAUCGCUCUCCAGAGAGACAUGCGACAAGACAUCGCUCUCCAGAAAGACAUGCGACAAGACGUCGCUCUCCAGAGAGACAUUCGGAUGCAGAACCACAAUCACCCACAAGGAGGCCUCUUGGAAACUUUAGUCAUGUCACUGCAUUGACGCCAUCUUUCUAUACCAAACCCAGUGACACAGUAAGCCUCUACAGAGCUCGCAUGGACAACAAGGAUGUCAUCUUGAGAGCACUAAAAGAAAAUGCGAGUACCCGUGAGAAACAACACUUUCUGGGGUUUGCAUCCUUCCUGGGAGGACUGGGCCCUCACCCUUUUAUUCCUGCUCUACUGGGCGUGGUUUCUGUACGGUCGCCGUUAGUGAUAGUGGUGGAGGAGCUGAGGCACAGAGACCUACUGGGGUUCCUGUGGAAGUGCAGAGAGGAUAAUGCAAGUCAUGAAAUGACAGAAAAGAGGAUCUUCACCAUGGCAGGACAAGUGGCCUCUGCCCUGGAUUACCUGCACAGUCAGGGAUCUAUCCACGGGAACAUCAGAGCUCGCAGUGUUCUGGUUGGUGGUGACAUGACGGCCAAGCUGUGGGGAUUGGGCUCAGCUUACCACAGAACAAAGAUCGACACUGCUGGGCUGGUGGAGGAAAUGGAGCUGAAGAAAUGGCAGGCACCUGAAGUUCUGGCCAGGAGAACGGCCAGUAACAGCAGCGACGUAUGGUCCUUUGGUAUCCUCCUUUAUGAAAUGGUCACAUUAGGGGACCCACCUUUUGCUCACAUCAUGUCGACUGAACUUCUGCAGUAUCUCCAAAGAAGAAAAACUGUGAAACGGCCAACCAACUGCUCCAACACACUGUACUCCAUGAUGAAAUCAUGCUGCAGCUGGAGCCCCCAAGGGCGUCCCUCGGUUGCCAGACUGAUUAGGAUGCUUCAUGAAGGAGAGCAAUCGGCAAAUGGGAGCACAGCUCUGAGGGUGCCUGAGCCACUGAACAUGGAAAGAUACAUGAGGGAGGCAGGAUACGGAGAGGCGUUCAACUACGCCGUGUUCUGAUUGGCUGGGACUGCUGUGACAAAGGACUCUGUUGGAGCCAUUAUUCACAGUCCAGCGAAACAAAUUCCUUAAAGUACCAAGUACUGCUGCAGGAGUACAAAAAGCGAGGGGAAUUAAAUAUGCCAAUUACAUCAUUUGUUUAGAAAACAUGUUUUUAUAUUUAUAAGUAGUUUUGGAAUACAAAAUAUAAAGCACAACCAUGAAGUAUGUCUUAGGUAACUUAUUCUUUUGUAAAUGUGUAUACAUUUUGGUAAAUAAUACCUUGGUUGUCUUGGACUUAAUAAACAAAACACUUAAAACAUAUUUAACUUAU
Messenger RNA from Xiphophorus couchianus (Monterrey platyfish), 2320 nucleotides. Its product is annotated as tyrosine-protein kinase STYK1-like. The record is from RefSeq and is a predicted model, not a curated record. The transcript has 10 exons. Gene Ontology annotation, biological process: protein phosphorylation; cell surface receptor protein tyrosine kinase signaling pathway; positive regulation of kinase activity. Gene Ontology annotation, cellular component: plasma membrane; signaling receptor complex. Gene Ontology annotation, molecular function: ATP binding; transmembrane receptor protein tyrosine kinase activity. Bases 373 to 2007 code for a protein of 544 amino acids. Lineage: Eukaryota; Metazoa; Chordata; Actinopteri; Cyprinodontiformes; Poeciliidae.